This is a messenger RNA of Punica granatum (pomegranate), 771 nucleotides long. The record is from RefSeq and is a predicted model, not a curated record. NCBI's taxonomy places the organism in Eukaryota, Viridiplantae, Streptophyta, Magnoliopsida, Myrtales, Lythraceae.
AACGUUUAGAAAUCGGCAGCAGGGCGCAAAUGAACGGUUUCCUCAUCCGUAUCUCCUCUCUGUUUCACCGAAUCCGAUCAAUCUAGGGUUUUUAUUACAGUUUCUCCGUAAACAAUGGCCUCCCCGUUGAAGAAGAUGAUAACGCUCAGGAGCUCCGACGGAGAGACCUUCGAGGUGGAGGAGUCGGUGGCCGUGGAGUCGCAGACCAUCAAGCACAUGAUCGAGGACGAUUGCGCGGACAGCGUCAUCCCCCUGCCGAACGUCUCCAGCAAGAUCCUAUCCAAAGUGAUCGAGUACUGCAAGAAGCACGUCGAGUCUGCUGCUGCCGCCGGCACCGAGAACGACAAGACCGCCGAGGAUACCCUCAAGGCUUGGGACGCCGAGUUCGUCAAAGUAGACCAGAGCACCCUCUUCGACCUCAUCCUGGCGGCUAACUAUCUGAAUGUCACGGGUUUGUUGAAUUCGACCUGCCAAACUGUUGCCGAUAUGAUCAAGGGGAAGACUCCAGAGGAGAUUCGCAAGACAUUUAACAUCAAGAAUGACUUCACCCCAGAGGAAGAGGAGGAUGUUCGAAGAGAGAACCAGUGGGCGUUCGAGUGAUUGCUUUUCGCUGUUAUUUCUUAGGGGUAGUAGUAAUUGGGUAUAUGCUCAUGUUUUAGUAUCAUCGUAUGUGUAUUUACCUUAGAGGGAAGAACAAAUCCUUUUGGUUAAGUAACUGAACUAUUCCUUCAUGAUAUAAUGGUAAAUACCCUCUGAAGAAUAUCUAUUACU